This is a messenger RNA of Menidia menidia (Atlantic silverside), 1581 nucleotides long. The record is from the annotation of a GenBank genome assembly. Lineage: Eukaryota; Metazoa; Chordata; Actinopteri; Atheriniformes; Atherinopsidae.
CCAGACCUUCAACAGGAGAGCAAAAAUGAGUGCAAACAAAGCGCAGAAGCACAGACUGUCCCACGACACGGAGAGAGAGUUUGGAGGAACUCUGGGCGCCGUGUGCAUUCCCAUCUUUCUUCCUCUGACGGUGCUCUUCCUGGUCUGUGUGAGUCAGUCUCCUGAGGCCAGCGUGCUUCAGUGGCCCCCCCUCCUCCCCCCUGCCCAUCAGCUGUGGGACCCCCGGGCCCUCUGGCUCCUGCUGGGAUGGAUCGCUUUGCACGGCGUGCUCUAUUUGAUGCCGUUCGGAGAGGUGUCUGAAGGAUUAGUGCUGAGGGAUGGAACACGCCUCAAGUAUCCCAUAAAUGGUAUUGUUGGGUUUUUGCUUUGCCUGUGCACCAGCGGCGUGUUACUGAUGCUGCUGCUGCUGCUGGGAGCUCCUUUGGGGGAUGUGUUUGAGCUGCUCUUGCCUCUAGCAGCGGCCGCCAUAGCGGUGUCCUUCCUGCUCUCCGUUUACCUCUACGUGCGCUCCUUUUGGGCCCCUCCCCAUGCGCUGGCCCUGGGCGGAAACACAGGAAAUCCACUGUAUGAUUUCUUCAUUGGACGUGAGCUAAACCCCCGAAUUGGAAGUUUUGACCUGAAAUACUUCUGUGAGCUCAGACCUGGUCUGAUCGGCUGGGUGGUCAUAAACCUGGGAAUGCUGAUGAAGGAGGUGGAGCUUCGAGGCUCGCCCUCCCUCGCCAUGAUCCUGGUCAACAGUUUCCAGCUGCUGUAUGUGGCAGACGCCCUGUGGAAUGAGGAGGCCGUUCUGACCACCAUGGACAUCGUGCACGACGGUUUUGGGUUCAUGCUGGUGUUCGGGGACCUGGCCUGGGUCCCCUUCACCUACGGCCUGCAGGCCACCUUCCUGGUUACGCACCCACAGGCUCUAACUGCACUCAAAGCCGCAGCUAUUAUCGUACUGAACGGUGUCGGAUACUACAUUUUCAGAAAAUCCAACUCCCAGAAGAACCAGUUCAGACGAGACCCGACUCAUCCGAGCGUGGCAGGACUGGAGACCAUUGCCACAGCAACAGGGAAGCGGCUGCUGGUGUCUGGCUGGUGGGGUCUGGUUCGUCAUCCCAAUUACCUCGGCGACCUCCUCAUGGCCCUGGCCUGGUCCCUGCCGUGUGGAUUCUUGCAUAUUCUGCCGUACUUCUAUGUCAUUUACUUCACCGUCUUGCUGAUUCACCGGGAGGCCCGCGACGAGAGACAAUGCAGGGCCAAAUAUGGCCUCGCCUGGGACACUUACUGUCGCCGCGUCCCCUACAGGAUCUUCCCAUACAUCUACUGAAGGAGAACCGGAGCGGAUUUACACUCACCUGAAAUGGAAAUGUCUUGUACCUCAGACCUCAAGUGCUCAUUGUGCCGCUGCUGGGAUUUGGCAACAUGAGAUCACAGUUUUUAAGAGCCCCGAUUACUGUUUCUAAUCCUGUAGUCAUUUAUCACCACAUCUCUGUUUUGUAAACUCUGGACAAAGCUACUGAUGGAAAAAAAAUAAGUAAUGAAAUGGGUCUGUAAAUGUCAGUGCGUUUGUCAAUAAAAAAGAUUGUUGUAGAAUUU